Messenger RNA from Amoebophrya sp. A25, 4367 nucleotides. NCBI's taxonomy places the organism in Eukaryota, Dinophyceae, Syndiniales, Amoebophryaceae. The record is from the annotation of a GenBank genome assembly.
GCCAAUCAGUACGGCAAGUAGAAGUUAACACGUAGAUAAUUCAACACCAUGGGAUCAUCAUGAAGUAGAAGUCGUACGUUGUCCUUUUACUUCAGACGUUCUCAGAAAUCCCCACUUGCACAUCGACCAACUUCUAGCCGAGAGACUCUCCCUCGUACUUCUUUACAAGGAAAAACACUUACAAGAACUUGGUCUUAGUACCGCUUCUUCUUCUUCACAACAACAUUAACAAACAAGAUGGGUUGCACUGGAAGCAAAGCUGCUGGCGCCGAAGCAACGGCUGCCCCUGCUACCGCCGCCGCUGCCCCCCCUCAAAUGGCCGCCGAGAAGAAGGUCGAGGCUGGGGCCCCCAAGGCCCCGGCCAUGCCGCCACACAUGUCCGGCGUGCUCACUGUCAAGGACGAUGCGACGUUAUGAUGACAUUUUGAUUUUUUGCUCGUGGUCGGAUAUGUAUUUUAUUUGAGGAGGAGCGAGUAUAAUAUGUACAACAUGAUUCAUGAUAAUACAGAUCAUAGAAGACGAGUACCCACCUCCUACUUCUGCAGGUGGGGGAAACAUGAUCCCUAGGUGGUCCAUCUCCUCCCUUUAUUUCGCCUGAGGCAGAUAGCCGAGUUGUCGAUUCGUAUCACCAUUUCGGCACAACCUCUAAUGCCCGUCGAAGAAUACACUACUCUGUUCUGGUCUCAUGGAAGCUCCACUGAGAUCAACCUGCGCGGUGAGGUGCUGAAGGUCGCGGACACUCGUGCCAGCUUCUGUGACGAAUCCAAGUCUGCCAUCUAUGUCAACACGAAGAAGGAGAAGGAGCUCAUGAUCUCCUUGGACAACGUGGACUUGGCCAAGAUGGGUGCCUUGAUGGGCAGCGCCGAGUUUCAGAAGAUGGUACAACAACAACUCUCAUUAUACUUGUGAAAUAGUUGCAGUGAUUGUCGUGACGAGAGCUACUAGUAUUGAACUAAGCCGAGAAAAAUCUUGUCAAAAUACCACAGGGCGACACCCUCUUUGAUUUCAACCCUGCUGAGGACAUGAAGUUGCGUGGUCCGGACAUGCCAGCUGCGGAGAAGCAAGACAUGAGCGUUUGGCUUACCCUGAAGGAGGGCGUCACUGCGGAGGACUACCUCAAGCUCUUCUGGGCCCAUGCUGACAGCAAGACCUUGGAGUACGCCGGGGAGACGUAUGUUAUGAAGACCACAGUCAAUGUAAUGUCAACAGUAUGCCUUUUGUUCAUGUAUUUUGCGCGAAUCAGUCUUGUUCUCGACUGAAUGAAGAUUCCUUACUCAUUCCCACUUCGUUCCCCCGCCAACAUCUUAUUUUCCAUAGUACCCACAUAGACACCGCCCAGGCCUUCCUAGCAAAAAUGACUAAAACGAUUUCUACUUCCGUGUUUCCAAUGGACGACCAUCGACUCCCACGACCCUACUACUUCCGGAUCUCUAAGUUCCAUAUGCCUAUGACCCGUGGUGACUGCUGUGACGAGUCGAAGACCAAGGUAUUCCAGAACACCAAGAACGCAGCUCAGCUGGUCAUCUGCUGCUUCGGUGCGGACAUGGCUAAGAUCGGCGAGUUGAUGGGUGGACCCAUCUUCCAGAAGAUGGGCGAAAAAAUGUGGACCAUGGACAAGAUGGAGUACUUGAGCGCUGUGCCACCUCCGGUACUAAAACUUCUAAUCUCUUAGUCGUGCUGAUUAGUGGUAAUCUGGUAGUGCACUAAAAAUCUCUACUUAGUCUUAGUGCUGUUUAGAUUUAGUGGAGUACUUUCGAUAAGAUUGAUUUUUACGUGAGGGUUGUUCCGUCGCGAGUACUGCUUUCCGAGAUCUCCACGAAGUUUCAGGUGAAUGACGGAAAAUUUCAGAGUCAUUCUGUAGCAGGCAUGCAAGCAUACGCAAGACAAGCUCUGCACGCGAAAAUCACAACUGAUGAAGCUUGAAUGACUUCAACACUUGUUCCUUACACACUCGUUUCACAGCCCCCAGCCGCCGCUGGAAACCCGGAGCACGAAGCUAUGUUGAAGAAAUUUGGAACGAACUUCUCUGAUGCUGAGUGUUGCAAGACCAUUGUUGCUGAAGGAUUCUGGUUCUCCCCUCCAGGAGCACCGCAGGUAUGAUUAUUACUAGUAGAUACGAAUAAGGUCGGUUGGAUCUUUAGGGUAUGAACUAAGAUGGAUACGGAUUUUGUUUUUCGAUGCAACCCUGCGCGGUAUACGGUAAGUGCGUUCAAAAAGAUCUAAACUGUCUCUCAGUCUCAUCAUCUUAUACUCUCCCUAUUCCAGUUCCCUCUCGAGACCUUCUGCGGUAUGAUGGGCGGUUACAAAACCGUCUUUCCCGACUGGACUCACGCUGUCGGAGCCGUCACCUUCGUUUCCGAGGAUGAAACUACUGUUAUGAGUGGAUGUUGGGUGGUUUUACAUUUAGAUUGAUGUUGUAGUUUAGGUACUUCAUAUAGUUUAGGUUACAGAUGACAUGAUCUUGCCCGUCUUUUCAGCCGGUGGCUUUCGAUGCCGAAACCCGUGAAUUACCUCGUCGUGUGAAGUACCUCGUCGUACUAGAAGCAGCUAGAGGUAGUUCCCUCCCUUCACCCUCAGUGAAGAAAAACCUCAAUCCACAAAAACCCUAAACCCUAAACCCCCUCUAACCCCUCCACCUACACCAUGGAGACGCAGCAGCGCAUCGGAAAGAUGCAAGCUGAUCUCCCGGAGAUGGGUCCGUUUCCGGCAUGCACCCUCGAAGAAGCUUUGGACCGAAUCAAGACCCAGGACACCGUCCUUCCUUUCGAAGUCGGUACCUACAAGGUCGACAAGGCUACUGGAAAGCUCCUCAGCGGUGACUACACUGGAGUCUUGGGAGCAACUGCGGAUGCCACCACUAUUAUGGAGACGGACAUGGAGAUGUUUGAGAUUUAGAUUUACAGUUUUCCAGAAGAGGGAGAUUUAGAUUCUUUAGAUUUCGUUCUUCCAGAAGAGGUGUCGCAAAUUUUUGAGGAAAUGUGAAGCUUCAAAAUCUAGGAGUCACGACUUGACCUUAUGCUCUUCGACCCGCUCUAACAAAUUGGACAUGGAUCCGCCGGUCGGUAUGGUCUGCCUCUACAAGAUGCUCGGCAAGGAGUUGCCGGCCCCGGAAGCCUAAAUUUCGGAAGCAGUCCUGACCGAGGAGCCUUCGAGAAGAUGAGUUCCUAGUGACUUGGAUUUCUCGAAGUAUUACAUGAUGUAUUUUCUGGAGAAAGCUGGAAACAAGAAAUCUAGGAGGGUCUACUAAUUCUAAUACUAUGUAUCUAUGUGUUAGUUUUUUCUACUUUUCAUAUGCUGCUAAAGGUAAAGGGACAGGGAGGUCUCUCUCAUCAUGGUUCUCUUGAACCACUAGCCCGGUGGUGGUGUUCCAGGCUGAGUAAUGUAGAUGGGGGUACUUAUCCAGUGAUACUUAAACGAGGAGGACAUAGAUUAAGUAAUAUCGGUCUGUCACACUCUACAUGAUGCAGGCUAGAAUAUGAUGUUUAUGAUGAAUGUUACUUCAUGAAUUAUUUUUGAAAGGAAAUUGUGAUGUUGCAUAUUAAGAAUACGCUUUUAUAUGAAAGACAACAUCUACUUCUAUCAUGAUCCACUCUUGACGAUUUUUUUGGACUUAGAGUCAGUUGUUUGAAAACAUGUCUGUGAAAAAUGUUUGCUCUACACACCAUUGAGGAGGUAUUACUAUGAUCUUGAUGAUUUAGAACUACGAUUAUGAGGAGACAUUCGCAUUUGCUUUUUUUGGUCAACCAGGAAAAAGUGAAUAGUUGUACUAUUUGAUCUCGGUGGUCAUUUAGAAUUGGGUUCUAUCGAUAGCAUUAUUGUUUCGGUCUUCAAAAUAUCAUGUAUUUUUAUGUUUGUGAGUUAUUGUAAGAUAUUGGAAUACCAUACUAAAAGGUCUACUUGUUAUACUAAAUAAUGAAAAUAAUACGCGAUCAUUCAAUCAAUCUCUUCUGCACAGAUGGCAAAUUUUCCACCAAAAUGUAGUGAGUUGCUCUUGCUUCUAGGCACCAAAUUUGGUGUGCUCUAUGGAACAAUUUCUAGAAAAUCUAUAGUAUAAUUCUUUGGAUUUCGAAGAAGAAGAAGAGAGUUUUCGUGGACUACAACGAGAGAAAAGCAGAACUACUACGAAUACAAUUGAACAGAUUCCAUCGCAUUGUGGCAGGAGGCGUCACUGCUGAGAUGUUUACUCCCAUGGUGUGACAGAAGUCAUUCUGCGAUUUGUUUAUUACUCCCGGGAAAAGAUAAUCAAAAUUUUUUGUUGGCUUCAUAUUGGGGAACGUUUUCACUUUAAGGGAAGAUGAAAAUAAGGGAGGAGAAACUAUGUUCUCUAAUGUUUUGUUGACAUUGAAUUCUGAGAAAAUAGGUGCGAG